CCUCACCUCUUCGUUCUUGCUGCUUUCGUGCUUGACUGGAUAUGCUGCGCCUCAGUCAGAAAUGGUUCUGUUGGGGGCUACUCCUGUUUCGUGGGAGUGGGAGUGGAGCACGGCCAAUGCUUCGGGGUGUGCGCCUUCGCAUGUUGUGCCCUCCUUUUGGCUUUUAAUAACCCACAGCUGCUGGCAGUGCCGUCUGACUGUCUGUCUGUCUGUGUGGGUGGGAGGAGGAGGAGUGGCGGCCCGCAUUUUUGGUGGGGCUACCCAACGCAUCAUCCCCUGCCGCCUCGUUUCCCCCCAGCCAGACCCCAAAAUAAGCGGCCGUUUUCUGCUGCUGCGACUGCCAGGGAACGCUUCCACCGGAGCUGCGCAUGCGAGGCGUGCGCGUGUAUUAUUUUCGCAUCCUUUUUUGGCGACCGCUGUGUGGCCCGUCGGUGAACGCGCUGUAGACCACUCCUCAGAGAGGGCGAGGUGGCCAGCACUGGGGGAAUCUUGGGCGGCGCGACACGGAGAUUUUUUGGGAGCUUGGAACGAGCGCGGAAAGAUGCGUCUGCGUUGGGCGUCGGACUGCGCGACGCCUACUGCUGGGUGA
Molecule: messenger RNA, 589 nt
Organism: Trypanosoma rangeli
Lineage: Eukaryota; Euglenozoa; Kinetoplastea; Trypanosomatida; Trypanosomatidae
Exons: 1
Source: RefSeq, a predicted model, not a curated record